AUGUCCGAAAGAAAUCAACAGAAUGAUAAUCGGAAAUCGGUGAUUAAUCGAAUUCUCCAUCACUGUCUUGGGAUGCUGGAAAAUGUUGAAAAGGCAUUAGGGCCACGAAGAACUGAUGAAAAUGUCACUGAAAUGGAAGAAGGCGACGAAGUUGUGACAGUAAAUGAUGAAAAUUUUGAAAUGGAAAAUCAAGAACUCUCAAAAGAUUCAGAAGUAGAAGUCAACGAAGCGUUUGACAGAAAACAAUUAGAUGACUCGGAUGAAUAUAUGGAAAGUCGGGAAAAUAUUUCAAUGACUGACAAAGAAGCUUCUGAAGAUGAAGGAACAUUUGAUGCUAUCAAUUCCAGAGAUAAUAACGUCGCAACGACGUCUUCAAAUUGUUUACGUGAAUUUCAUUCGUCACCAAGGACUUCAACAAGACCUUGCAUCAUUCAAAUAUUCCCGAAUCGUGAUGAAGUCUUUGACAUUGCAAACCUUUCGGAAAGAAACAUAAAUUCCAAAUCUGAGUUUGUCCAUCAGGAUUCACUUUCUAUGAUCAACAAAACUUCGACUUCUACACGUCAAUCAGCGCCCAUAUCGGAAGCCAAAGUAAAACAAAAAGUAAAGUUUCAUGAAAAAAAAACAGAAGAAGCAAAAGGAAAAAGUAAUUUGAAGAAAACUGCUAAAAAAGUGAAAAGAAAAUUAACAGGAAAACCUAAAAGGAAAUCAAGCGCUUGGUCACGUGGAGUUAUUAAACAGAAGCCGAGAAAAAAGCCAUCACAACGUGAAUAA
This is a messenger RNA of Clunio marinus, 771 nucleotides long. Lineage: Eukaryota; Metazoa; Arthropoda; Insecta; Diptera; Chironomidae. The record is from the annotation of a GenBank genome assembly.